AUGGCAGGCGCACCGGCUCUGCCGCGAAUAGACUUCGAAGUCUCGGUGAGAUGGUAUAGCAGUCCGCGGUCUCAGAACGAGACUGACGUGCUACAGCCCGAUGAGCAUAACGAAUUCAGACCCACAUCAACGACACCGAACCCUGGCCAGAGUGCUACUUCACCGACCCUGUUGAACACGCCCAGACCGAAUGGACGAGAUCGCUCUCUCAGUGGAAGCACAGCAUAUUCGUCACUGAAGGUUCCCGAGACGCCACUCUGCGAGAAGGGGAGCUCAGUGAGUAUCUACAGUGAUAUCAACAAAGACGACGCCCUCAAGCCGGACCCUGGCUCGGAGAAAGAUUUCGACGUCCAGAACAACAAGUUUGCGUUCAGUCCGGGCCAGCUGAAUAAGCUACUGAAUCCCAAGUCCGUUCCGGCCUAUGUCGCGCUUGGCGGUAUUCGUGGUAUCGAGAAAGGACUGCGGACGAAUGUUGAGACUGGCCUGAGCGCCGAUGAAUCUCAACUCGACGGCUCGGUCUCGUUCGAGGAAGUGACGGCAGACGGUGACAAAAGCCGGCCUCUGGGAUGGGACAAUGUCCCUUCCAAUCCAACGGCUCGCCCUGCUGCAGAGUCCGCUGGCCAUGGAUCUUUCUCCGACCGAAUUCAAGUAUUUAGCAACAACAGUCUACCCGAAAAGAAGGCCACUCCGCUCUGGAAGCUCGUAUGGAUGACCUACAACGACAAGGUGCUGAUCCUGCUCACUGUAGCGGCCGCUAUCUCUCUAGCUCUUGGACUCUAUGAGACCUUCGGUGUUGAGCACGAACCUGGGGAGCCAAUGCCAGUUGACUGGAUAGAAGGCUGCGCAAUUGUUAUCGCCAUUGUCGUUGUAGUCCUCUUUGGCUCCUUGACGGAUUACCAGAAAGAGCGUGCUUUUGUCAAACUCAACGCGAAAAAGGACGAUCGAGAAGUCAAGGUCAUACGAUCUGGCAAGUCGAUCACCAUCAACGUGCACGAUGUAUUAGCUGGAGAUGUUCUCCACCUGGAGCCUGGCGACAUGGUCCCCGUCGAUGGCAUCUUCAUCGGCGGUCAUGGUGUCAGGUGUGACGAGUCCUCGGCCACUGGCGAAUCAGACGCAUUGAAGAAAGUUGGCGGCGAUCAGGUCUUGCGACUCAUCGAAGAAGGGCAAACAGAUCUCAAGAAACUGGACUGCUUCAUCAUCUCCGGAAGCAAGGUUCUGGAAGGAGUGGGUACCUACAUGGCAACCUCAGUUGGCGUCAACUCCAGCUAUGGAAAGAUUUUGAUGGCAAUGCGUGUCGACAUGGAACCAACGCCGCUCCAGGUCAAACUGGAUGGUCUGGCCACCGCUAUUGCUAAACUUGGCUCCAGCGCCGCAAUCCUGCUCUUCUUCGUCCUCCUCUUCCGAUUCCUGGGUGGUUUGUCUGGCAACCCGGCGACUAGGUAAGUCGGAUACUGAAGCUAUGAGCUUAUCGAGGCGUUUACUAAUAGCUUCUUCCACAGCGAAGAGAAGGCUUCCCAGUUUUUGGAUAUCCUGAUCGUUGCCGUCACAGUGAUUGUUGUCGCUGUCCCUGAAGGCCUUCCACUUGCGGUGACACUAGCGCUUGCAUUCGCUACGACUAGGAUGGUCAAGCUCAACAAUCUUGUGCGAAUACUCAAAUCUUGCGAGACUAUGGGCAAUGCAACGACUGUGUGCUCCGACAAAACGGGAACUCUUACUACUAACGUUAUGACAGUCGUGACUGGCUCUUUCGGCGAUCGAUCUUUCGAUGAUAAGAACAAGACUGGAGGGGAGACCACUUCAGUCGAAUUUGCUGCGAGCCUCGAUGGCGAGGAUCGUCGUCGUUUGAUUGAAGCGAUUGCUAUCAACUCGACUGCCUUUGAGAGCGACGACGGUGGCUUCGUUGGCUCUAAGACCGAGACUGCUCUCCUUGCAUUUGCGCGUACUCUUGGAAUGGGUCCAGUAGCUGAGGAGAGAUCCAAUGCGCAGGUCGUCCAGCUCAUGCCAUUUGACUCUGCUCGCAAGUGUAUGGGAGCCGUGCAAAAGCUCGCCAAUGGAUCCUACCGACUCCUCGUCAAGGGUGCCUCGGAGAUCCUCCUCGGCCACAGUGCGCAUUUGGCCAGGGCAACGGGAGUUCGAUCUCUGGAUGGCAUUGAACGAGAGAAACUGGCAUCCAUCAUCGACUCAUACGCCAAGCAGUCUCUUCGCACAAUUGCUCUGAUCUCGCGGGAGUUCACGCAGUGGCCACCGGCCGGUUGCGCUGUUGAGAACGACCCGGCUUCCGCAGACAUGGAACUUGUACUCAAGGACAUGACCUUUGAUGGUCUCGUUGGUAUCCAAGAUCCAGUCCGUCCCGGAGUGCCAGAGGCCGUAGCCAAAUGCCGCCACGCAGGUGUUACAGUCCGAAUGGUUACUGGUGACAACGUAACGACUGCACGAGCCAUCGCGACGGAGUGCGGUAUCUACACUGGGGGCGUUGUCAUGGAAGGCCCAGUCUUUCGUACACUGGACGAGCAGCAGAUGAAGGAAGUCCUGCCAAAGCUUCAGGUUUUGGCUCGAUCUUCUCCCGAAGACAAGCGCAUCCUGGUGACUGGUCUUCGCGCUCUCGAUGAAAUCGUCGCCGUGACGGGCGAUGGUACGAACGAUGGCCCUGCGCUAAAGGCUGCCGACGUUGGAUUCUCGAUGGGCAUCUCUGGAACAGAAGUGGCCAAAGAAGCCUCCGCAAUCAUCCUUAUGGACGACAACUUUACUUCGAUCCUUACGGCAUUGAUGUGGGGACGCUCUGUCAACGACGCCGUGAGGAAAUUCCUGCAAUUCCAGAUCACCGUGAACAUCACGGCUGUCAUCGUCACCUUUGUGUCGGCAGUCGCCAACCCGGACAUGAGAUCUGUCCUGACAGCCAUUCAGCUUCUCUGGAUCAACCUCAUCAUGUGAGUGGCUUCAAAUCGUGUACUACCAUGGCGACGCUAAUAGCAAACAGGGACUCCAUGGCCGCACUCGCCCUCGCUUCUGAUGCGCCAACGGAAGAAAUCUUGGCCCGCAAGCCGCCCAAACGAUCCGCCCCACUCAUCUCCAUCAUCAUGUGGAAGAUGAUCAUCGGCCAGGCCAUCUUCCAGCUCGCCGUCACGUUCAUCCUCUACUACGCGGGCCCGAACAUCCUCGACUACGUCCGCGACGGCGACGAGAUCCGCUCCGUCGUCUUCAACACCUUUGUCUGGAUGCAAAUCUUCAACAGCAAGUCUCCCCAUCCACAUCCACAUCACACCCAAUCUCUACAUGUAGAAAACCCUUGAGAUUGCUGACGUUAAGUCCUGGUCUGUUUAGUGUCCAACAACCGCCGCCUCGACAACAACUUCAACAUCCUCCAGGGCGUGCACCGGAAUGCCUUCUACCUCGUCAUCUGCGCCCUCAUGGUCGGCUGCCAGAUCAUGAUCAUGUUCGUCGGCGGCCGCGCGUUCCAGAUCACCCGCCUCGCCGGCACGGACUGGGGCAUCUCCAUCGUCGUCUCCCUCCUCUGCCUGCCCUGGGCCGUGCUCGUGCGCCUCUUCCCCGACGCGCUCUUCGAGAGGAUUGCCAAGUUCUGUGGCCGGCCCGUCGUUCUCGUCUACCGCCCGCUCAGCCGCUGGACACACGCGGCCUCGCGAAAAUUGAGACGCCUCAGGCGAAAGAGACGGGAAAGCGAGAAGGUGGCUCAGACUGCGGCGGAGCAGCUCGAGGCGCGGUAUGAUGACGCCGACGCCGACGCUGGCAAGGUGCAGGACGAAGAGAAGGGGGGUGGCAAGUAG
Molecule: messenger RNA, 3782 nt
Organism: Lecanosticta acicola
Lineage: Eukaryota; Fungi; Ascomycota; Dothideomycetes; Mycosphaerellales; Mycosphaerellaceae
Source: the annotation of a GenBank genome assembly